UGCCCGAAAAACUGAUACGCGUUUGGUCAAGCUGCCCGAAAGAGUGAGCGGGCAGGUCCAAACUCCAAGAAGAGUCCAAUACUUAGAUUAUCUAUCUAUCACCCUCAGAGUCGAACCAGACACACUUCCACGUCACCACCACCACCGUGGAAGGUGGAGCGUGAGGCUGUUUCCGGUAACCUCUCCCGGCGGCGCUGAGUGGUGAUCAAGGAAAUGGGUCAGACGCUGAGUUGCGUGCAACAGCACGAGGACCAUGGUGUGCUCUUCCCUGCACUUGCAAGUGGAGAAUUGGAGGUUGUUGAGGCCAUGGUGGAGGAAGACCCCACUGUGUUGGAACACACCAUUGGCUGUGACAGGCUUUCUCCUCUGCAUGUCGCUGCUGCCAAUGGUCGGAUCGAGGUUCUUUCCAUGUUGUUGGAUAGGUCUUUCAAUGUUGACGUAUUGAAUCGACAUAAACAGACCCCGUUGAUGUUGGCUGUGAUGCAUGGAAAGACUGGUUGUGUUGAGAAGCUUAUUCAUGCCGGAGCGAAUAUAUUGAUGUUUGAUUCUAUACGUCGAAGAACUUGCUUGCACUACGCUGCUUAUUAUGGGCAUAUAGACUGCCUUAAGGCCAUUCUUUCUGCUGCUCAUUCCACACCUGUUGCUGAUUCUUGGGGAUUUGCAAGAUUUGUCAACAUAAGAGAUGGAAACGGUGCCACCCCUCUGCAUCUUGCAGCUCGCCAUAGACGGUCGGAAUGUCUUCAUGCCCUUUUAGACAAUGGUGCUCUUGUUUGUGCUUCAACCGGUGGAUAUGGUUACCCUGGAAGCACGCCACUUCAUAUGGCUGCACGUGGUGGUUCUUUGGACUGUGUCCGGAUGCUGCUUGCUUGGGGAGCGGAUAGACUUCAAUUAGAUUCUUCUGGGAAAAUACCGUUCUCAGUUGCCCUGAAGCACAAGCAUAAGGCAUGUGCUGCCCUGCUGGAUCCGUCGUCAGCAGCACCGCUUGUUUGGCCAUCCCCAUUAAAGUUCAUCAGUGAGCUCAAUCAGGAAGCAAAAGCCUUACUGGAAAAGGCCUUACUAGAAGCUAACAGGGAGAGGGAGAAGACCAUACUAAAGGAGACUGGCAUGCCUCCAUCCCCACUGCAUUCAGAGAGUGAAGAUGAUAACAUUGCCUCUGAGGCUAGCGAUAUGGAGUUAUGUUGCAUAUGCUUUGACCAAGCAUGCACAAUUGAGGUCAGACCCUGUGGCCAUCAAAUGUGUGCUCAUUGCACCCUAGCACUAUGCUGUCACAAAAAGCCUGAUCCUGCUACUGCCGGCCUUUCUGGACCAGUUUGUCCAUUUUGCCGUGGCACCAUUCUUCAAUUACUGGUUGCUAAGAUUAACAAAAUCAGUGAUACAGAAGUGGAAUCUGGCCCUAUGAAGCCAAGGAGAUCACGGAAAUCAAAUUUCAGUGAAGGAAGCAGCAGCUUCAAGAGCUUGUCGGCCAUGGGCUCAUUUGGAAGGAUUGCUGGCCGCAAUUCAGGGAAGAUUACAGAUGAAAAGCAAUGGGAGGUUUCUUGAAGCUUGAUAACUGUUGAUGAUUAUUUUAAUUCCAAGUCGGCAAGAAAUUAUAUGAAUGAUGGUUUUAAUUUCUGUGGAAUAGCUGCCUAUAUUGGUAUCUUAUUUGUAUUCAUUUUGUCACUAUUGUCCAAAGAUCACUAAGAUCAUGAGAGACAACAGUUUGUGAUCGGUUUGAGUUUUUUACUUCUGUAAUCUGAUUCUCAGUUGGAAUUGGAGAAUCAGAACAGUUAUGUAAUUUUUUUCCCCCAAAUAUCAAAUAUAGUAUGCAUGAGUUAAAGGUAGUU
Molecule: messenger RNA, 1823 nt
Organism: Glycine soja
Lineage: Eukaryota; Viridiplantae; Streptophyta; Magnoliopsida; Fabales; Fabaceae
Product: putative E3 ubiquitin-protein ligase XBAT31
Exons: 8
Coding region: 214-1539 (441 amino acids)
Molecular function (GO): protein binding
Source: RefSeq, a predicted model, not a curated record